AUGGAGUUUGCCGAUGAGUCUGGAGUGAUUCUUUUCUUCGAUUCUGGGGCGGCUUGUGAGGCGGAAUGUGCGGUGUGGAUCUCUCGUUGUGUUUCCUCAAUCCAUCCACCUGGUUACGUCUGCCAACUGAAUAUCGUCGUUUUUCUGGCCGUCAUUUUCCUGGCUGUUUUUACGGGCGUUCUCAUCCCGAUCUCUUGCCUCUUCUGCUUUAUUUUCGGAAUCCCGAAGAAAAUGCGACGAAUUUUGUGGCGAGACCGAAACGAUUCGGAUGAGGAAUCGGCUAAACUUCAUCCGAAUCGAAGUGGAUUUCUAUCCCUUCCUCCAGUGAUCUCCGACAGUGACACACCAACUCCAAUUGUUAUUGUUCCGAGGAUACGAAAGAGUGAACAUUCAAUACCACUGCAUACACCAAAAAGAUAUCAGAAACGAAUUCACUGGAAAUCGGCUGGAUCCAUCUCU
Mesorhabditis belari is the source of this 459-nucleotide messenger RNA. Lineage: Eukaryota; Metazoa; Nematoda; Chromadorea; Rhabditida; Rhabditidae. The record is from the annotation of a GenBank genome assembly.